AAGUCCCCAAGACGGGAAAAGAUGAUGCUCAAGUAGAAAGGGAUCAAAGAAAAACCUGAUUCGUGCCAGAGCUGACAGCUGUUACUCCAGGCUGACAGGGGAGGAGAAGGGAGAAUAAGGGAACGAGACGGGAGGAGGAGAUGCAUGGAAAGGGCAUUUGUAAUGAAAGAUUCACCCAGGGCCCAUGUCAUAGGAUGAACCCUGCUUGUCCCCUCUUACUAUCUGUGAUAUCGUCUCUUGUCUUGUGCUCUUGGGGUUCACACCCUACACCGAGCACAUGCUCGGCUCUGGCCUCUGGAGUUCUGUACGGAGCCUUCUCUCUUAAGGACCUAUUUCCUGUCUUCUCUCCUGGCUGCUCUUGGACCCUGGAGAACCCAGACCCAACCAAAUACACAUUAUACCUGAAGUUCACUCACGAGGAGCAAGUGUGCUCACAUCUAUCCCCCAUGGUGCAAGCUUUGGAUCAUUAUCUUCCCAACCACACCUGCAGCCGGCCUGAGGAAGGGGCAGACGAAGCUCAGGAACUCUGUGCCACUGAGUCUCCAUUUACAUUUUCUCACUUUGAUAAAAAUUUUCUUCGUAUCUGCUUGUCAGAGCAGCCUCUAUCCAUUCAGCUUCUCUCUGACUCUGUGCUGAGUUUCCGCUUUGUGGAGGUUCUGUUGGUCAACCAUGAUAACUCCAGCCAGUUUGCUUGUGGUGUACUUUGCAGAUGGUUUGAGGAGUGUUUGAGAGCUCAUGACUGGGGGGUGCGCUGUGGACUGGCACAGACAGGUUGCACUUGUCCAGAAACAGUAGCAAGGGGACGUAAUGACACUGUUUCCAACUCCAUUGUUCCUGCCGGACAUAGUGACUGCUGUGUUACUCAGCUCCUCCCAGGAAACAGCAAUGAGGAAUAUCCUCGACCAAUCCCUUAUGGAGAAGAUGAACAGGAGGAAAACCAGAAAGUCAAAACCCAGAGGCCACGAUCAGCUGAUGAGCCAGCUGUAUACAUGGCACAGACAGGAGAUCCUGCCGCUGAAGGAUGGUCACAAUGGGGUGUUUGUUCCACAACAUGCAGUCAGGGUACACAAGUCCGCACCCGCUCUUGUGUGUCAUCUCCAUAUGGGACAUUGUGUAGUGGUCCACUGAGGGAGACACGGACCUGCAACAAUACAGCCACAUGCCCUGUGGAGGGGAUAUGGCUGGACUGGGGCCCUUGGGGAAGAUGUUCAGUGACGUGUUCCAAUGGGACCCAACAAAGAAGUAGAAAGUGCAGCAACACAAGUCAAGCUGGAGGAGAGUGUAAGGGACAGCAAACGGACACAAAGGAGUGCAAUAAUCCAGAAUGUGCAGCUGAUGGAAAAUGGGGCCCGUGGAAUCAUUGGAGCUUGUGCUCCAAGACAUGUGACAGUGGCUGGCAGCGUCGCUACCGGAUGUGUCAGGGAACAGGAUUGCAAGGAUACCCGUGCGAGGGCUCCGGGGACGAGGUCAGGACGUGCAAUGAAAAGAAGUGCCCAGCGUUACAUGAGAUGUGCAAAGAUGAAUAUGUCAUGUCCAUGACCUGGAAGAAAGCAGCCGCAGGCGAAAUUGUUUACAACAAAUGUCCUCCGAAUGCCACAGGUUCGGCAAGCCGCCGGUGUCUACUAAGUCCUCAGGGGGUGGCUUACUGGAGUUCGCCAAGUUUUGCCCGCUGCGUUUCCAAUGACUACAAAUACCUUCACAUUGCACUUCGUGAACAUUUGGCCAAAGGUCAGCGUUUGUUGGCGGGGCAAGGAAUGUCUCAUGUAGUUCGAAGUAUGUUGGAACUGGUGUCCACCAAGAACUACUACAGUGGGGACCUUCUUUUUUGUGUUGAGAUCUUGCGCAAUGUGACUGACACUUACAAAAGAGCCACCUAUAUACCCUCAUUUGAAGAUAUUCAGAAGUUUUUCCAUGCUGUCAGCCACAUACUGGAUGCGGAUAAUAGAGAGAAGUGGGAGGACGCACAGCAGGUGGCUCCGGGCUCUGUACUUCUAAUGAAGGUGCUUGAAGAUUACAUUCAUCUUAUUGGGGAUGCUUUAAAGCCUUUCCAGAGCUCAAUCAUUGUUACAGACAAUCUGGUUAUUAGCAUCCAAAGGGAACCUGUCUCUGCUGUAUCCAGUGAUAUAAACUUCCCAAUGAAAGGAAGAAGAGGUAUGAAUGACUGGGCAAGAAACUCUGAAGAUAAACUUUUCAUCCCUAAGGAGGUCUUGAUUUUGCCUAAUGCAGAGACGGAGGACUCAACAUAUUUUGUCAUAGGUGCAGUGCUAUACCGCACCCUAGGGCUCAUCUUGCCUCCUCCAGGGAAUUCACUGGCUGUCAGUUCAAAGGUUUUGACUGUCACCAUCCGGCCUCUUACUAAACCUCCAGACCAGCAAGUAGUGGUGGAAUUAUCGCAUAUUAUCAAUGGUACUUCAAGCCCCCAGUGUGCUGUAUGGGAUUACUCAAAAAGUGAUGCAUCCAGUGGGAGCUGGGACACCGAUAGCUGUCAGACACUGCCAACCCACCCAUCUCAUACCAAAUGCCUUUGCGACCAGCUCUCCACCUUUGCUGUUUUGGCGCAACUACCCAAGGAAAUGGUGAUGGAUGUCUCUGGCUCUCCAUCAGUCCCCCUGAUGAUUGGCUGUGCUGUCUCGUGCAUGGCUUUACUCAUACUCCUUGCUGUUUAUGCUGCAUUUUGGAGAUUCAUUCGUUCCGAGCGCUCCAUCAUUCUGCUCAAUUUCUGUUUGUCCAUCCUUGCCUCCAAUGUUCUGAUUCUGGUGGGACAGUCCCAGGCACUCAGCAAGGCUGUCUGUGCUCUCAUUGCUGCUUUCUUGCACUUUUUCUUUCUCUCAUCAUUCUGUUGGGUACUGACCGAGGCCUGGCAAUCCUACUUAGCCGUCAUUGGGCAAAUGAGAACACGUCUGGUCCGUAAACGUUUCCUAUGUCUGGGCUGGGGGUUACCAGCAUUAGUGGUUGCCGUGUCUGUGGGUUUCACACGAACAAAAGGAUAUGGAACUCCUCACUACUGCUGGCUUUCCCUGGAAGGAGGUUUACUCUACGCCUUUGUUGGCCCGGCAGCUGUCAUUGUUCUGGUUAACAUGCUCAUUGGCAUAAUAGUAUUCAACAAAUUGAUGUCUCGGGACGGAAUAUCUGACAAAUCCAAAAAACAGCGGGCUGGAAUUGAGAUUUCCUGCAGAAAUCUGCCUCUGAUUUGUUCCACGUGUGGAGUGCUGCCCAGUGCAAAGCUAUCUGCAGCUACUGCCAGCAAUGCUGUGGCGUCUCUCUGGAGCUCCUGCGUGGUCCUACCUCUCCUUGCCCUUACGUGGAUGUCUGCAGUUUUAGCUAUGACCGACCGUCGAUCCAUUCUCUUCCAAGUCCUGUUUGCCGUGUUCAAUUCUGUACAAGGAUGCGUUAUCAUCACUGUUCACUGCUUCCUGCGCCGGGAGAUUCAAGAAGUGGUAAAGUGCCAAAUGGGUGGGUGCCGCAGUGAUGAAAACGAGGAUUCUCCAAACUCCUGUAAGAAUGGGCAGCUUCAGAUAAUGACAGAUUUUGAAAAAGAUGUUGACUUAGCGUGUCAGUCUGAUGAGAAGGCCUCCUGGUACACAGCACAUGGGGAAACUGUUUUAUUUAAGGAACUGAAUACAUGCCAUCCUUCCAGUGUGACUGGAGCUCUAUCCCGGAUCUCUUUAGAUGAUGAAGAUGAUCUAAAACGACAUAAAGGAAGCGAAGGCCUCAGCUUUUCCCACCUUCCUGGACAUCUUUCUUCUCAAGGAGGAAUUAUGCUGCAGGUGCCCAAAAUAACUCAUAAUCCAGUAAAUGAGCUCAAUGAUCCACUGCCAAAGAAAGAAAUCAAUGUGGAGCGUGGACCUCUCUAUCUGUGCCCUGAGGGAAACAUGUGGCCCCUGGACUUUGGUGAUCCACAUCAGGAGCAAUCGUUAGAAAGUGAAUAUAUGGUGUUGCCACGAAGGACUCUGAGUCUCAAGCCAUUCAAUCGUGAACAUGGAAAACAUAACAUGAAACUGGCAGAUCUAAACAAAGGGCGUCCGCAAGGGGACACAGAUAGUUACCCAAAUUUCCUGUCAGUGGACCACAUCAAUGUUAAUUUAACCCCACCCUAUGUACCUGCUCAGCACCAGUUUGGGUUGCCAUUUAAACAGCCACCUUCUGUGCGGCAGAUCCUGGCAUCAGAGAUGAAUGAGCGGAGUCGCACAAUGCCCCGCACGGUGCCUGGUCCAUCUCUGAGCGCUGGAUCUCUCGAGCGGAAGCGAUUGAGAUACUCAGAUUUGGACUUUGAGAAAGUGAUGCACACAAGAAAAAGACACUCAGAGCUUUAUCAUGAAUUGAACCGCAAGUUCCAUACACUGGAAAGGUACCGGGAUGCCAGUGGAAAGAGAGACAAACGCUGGAGCAUAUCCUCCGGAGGAGCAGUGGAGAGAACCUCAGCCAGUGAGAAGACAAGUCCAGCUGGUCCCCAUCAGAAGGUUUGGGAUAGUUAUAGAGCACGCUCUUCACAGAUCCAUGACCGCCUGGGCCUACGCUGUGUAGACUGGGAACAGCCUCCACGUAUAUCUAUGGAUAUGUCAGAUGGCGAUUAUCAGACUGAAGUAUAAGACAAUCUGUCCCUUUGCCCUUGAAUUUAUCAACCUCUUGGACUCCAGUUGAUUGCCCUCACCAGAGAAGUGGUGUCAGGGUGCUCUGGUUUUAAGCCCACAGAGGAUUACACUUUGCUAAUGGAGUACCCACUGAAAAUACACUGGAACCUCUGCCUCAUGAUACAAUAGCAGAGUCAAAUGUGAGCAAAAUGGAGAAUGAUGGUCGAUAAAUGGAUGUAGUGGCCUUCUGGAAGCGCAAUUCUCUGAUUUUAAGAUGGUAUAUCCAGGAUCACUAUUCCUCUUUGAUCUAUAGAGGAGCCAAGCAGCAACAAGCUGCUAUUUCUCUUAAAAUGCACACAUAUGUUGUCCUGUCACACAACGUCCUCUUUUCUGCUUCCUGGACAUCGCUUGUCAAGUUACCACUUUCUUCCAGUUUUUUCACCUCCCCCUCUCCUACACCCUGCCAUUUUCAGGUAGGGAUGAUGAGCUUAGUCUUGCCAUCACGAACUUCUAAAGAAAAUCAGCCCAAAUGGACUCAACUGACAUCUCCAAAUCCUUACUGAUAUUUCUAGGCAACUGGGCAGUGGGAAGGGGGUCAGGUGGCACUGGGUUUUAAAAAUGCCUAGAAUUUGUUUAAAAUGAGAUAAAAAAAUAAAAAAAAAAAUCUUUUGAAAC
Nanorana parkeri is the source of this 5246-nucleotide messenger RNA. RefSeq names its product adhesion G protein-coupled receptor B2 (gene ADGRB2). Gene Ontology annotation, biological process: G protein-coupled receptor signaling pathway; negative regulation of angiogenesis; cell surface receptor signaling pathway. The transcript has 30 exons. Gene Ontology annotation, molecular function: G protein-coupled receptor activity. Gene Ontology annotation, cellular component: plasma membrane. The coding region runs from base 141 to 4589 and encodes 1482 amino acids. The record is from RefSeq and is a predicted model, not a curated record. NCBI's taxonomy places the organism in Eukaryota, Metazoa, Chordata, Amphibia, Anura, Dicroglossidae.